Messenger RNA from Symbiodinium natans, 182 nucleotides. Lineage: Eukaryota; Dinophyceae; Suessiales; Symbiodiniaceae. The record is from the annotation of a GenBank genome assembly.
GACAUGCCGAUCUCGCACCGCUUCUUGCUGAUGCUGUGCUUUGUGACAACCGGCUUCAUGGGAUGCUUGCUGACAGCCUUCACAGGCUUCCACGUCAUGCUGAUGAUGCGGGGUCUUACGACCAUCGAGUUCUGCGAGAAGCAGAACUCAAUAGCCAGCCCCCACGCUGGCAAAGGCUCCAA